AUGUCAAUUAAGCCCGUAGCUAUUACGUCGCCACAACCGUCGACGCAAAGAGGUCAGACGACUCAUUUAUCGUAUGACGUUGUGAAUGAUAGAGUAGCUUAUGUCAAUGGUAAGUCUAUAAUAGUAAGACCUAGUGAUUUUAAUUUUGAAAAUUUGGAGGAAAUGGUGGUUACGAUUUUCUGUAAACAUAUACAUCCUACGAGUGCAGUUAGAUUCUCACCUUCGGGCUUUUAUAUUGCUUCUGGAGAUACUUUUGGUCAAGUCAAGAUCUGGGAUGCUUCUUUGAAACAAGGUCAAGAGGUGUUUGAACAGCCAAUGGUGAAAACCGAGCUUCAAGUGAUGUCUGGUGCCAUAAAGGAUAUUGCAUGGGAUGCCGAGAAUAAGCGCUUGAUUGCUGUAGGCGAUGGGAAGGAGAAAUUUGGUUAUGCAUUUACAUGGGAUUCGGGAAAUUCUAUAGGUGAUAUUCAAGGCCACAGCUCCCUGAUAAAUGCCGUUGAUAUCAAACGGCAAAGGCCAUAUCGUGCAGCUACUGUCGGUGAUGAUUUUGCAAUGGUUUUUUUUCAGGGCCCGCCUUUCAAAUUCGACAAGAGUUUGCGUGGACUCCAUUCAAAUGCUGUGCGCGACGUGAAAUUUAGCGCUAAUGGAGAGCACUUGGUUUCAGUUGGGUCUGAUAGGUCAAUUUGUAUAUACAAUGGCAAAACGGGCGAGUUGGUUAAAAAAAUUGAGAAUGCUCAUGAUGGUGGAAUAUCCUCAGUCGAGUGGGUACCUGACUCAAAUGAAUACUUUAUCACAGCAUCAGCCGAUGGCUCUUUAAAAAAAUGGGACAUCAAUGAGGGCGUAGAGGUGGAAAAAUAUAAAGUAUCAGAGCCUUGUUCCAUCUCAAGGCAACAAGUAGGGUUGGCAGUAACAAACAAGUAUGUGAUUUCCCUAAGUGCAAAUGGAGACUUGAACUAUUUCAGCCAUGAUGGAAAACUAGUUCAUGUCCUCACUGGUCAUCAGUCUCCUGUAACAAAAGUUUUAUUUCAAAAACCCUAUUUAUACAGCGGUGGCUCUGAUGGUAAAUUUUUGAAACAGGAAAUUAACAGCAAAGGACCAAAAUCUUUUCCAAUGAAUAAUAAUAAAGACCAGCAUCAUUCGAAUUACUUGGUGGAUAUAUUGGCAGAUGGAGAUUUCUUGUUCACCAUAGGUUGGGAUGAUGUACUCAAAAAAUGGGAGAAUGGAAAUGUUACAAAUUCUGUAGAGUUGCCAAACCAACCAAAGCAAUUGAUCAAAAUUGCACCAGGUAUCAUUGUGCUAUUUGAGUCAGAAAUCCAACUUUAUUCGCAUGAUCUCAAGUUGAUUGAAACGUUUAAGCUUUCUUUUAUAACAACUAAUCUUGUAUCAUUAACCGACUCCAGCUUAUUGCUAACCAACACAUCUGCAAAUACCAUAACAAAGCUCACAAUUGAUAAGGAUUUGAAGAUAAAACAAGCAGAGGGUCAACUUCUUACAUUGAGAUCACCUCCAACUUUGAUUCGAGUAUCACCAAAUGGACAAUAUGUUUCCGUUGCCGAUUCUACUGGGAAAUACACUUUACUUGACGCCAACCUUGAGGUAGUGACAACAAGAUGGGCAUUCCAUACUAGUAAAGUAUUUGAUGCGCAAUGGACGAGUGAUUCUAAAUACUUAAUCAGUGGAGGUCUCGACGGUGGUUUAUUGUUGUACUCCGUUGAGAAACCAUCAAAAGUGGUAAAGUAUCCGUUGGCGCAUGCAUCUGGAGUUUCAAGCUUGACUUGGAUAGAUUACGACCCAGCAAAGAAAGCAGGAGCUUUUGUAAGUGCUGGUUUGGACGGAACAAUUCGGACAUGGCAAGUUGAAUUAUAA
Lodderomyces oxycetoniae is the source of this 1863-nucleotide messenger RNA. RefSeq lists its product as uncharacterized. Gene Ontology annotation, molecular function: actin filament binding. Bases 1 to 1863 code for a protein of 620 amino acids. Gene Ontology annotation, cellular component: cortical actin cytoskeleton. The transcript has a single exon. Gene Ontology annotation, biological process: actin filament depolymerization. NCBI's taxonomy places the organism in Eukaryota, Fungi, Ascomycota, Pichiomycetes, Serinales, Debaryomycetaceae. The record is from RefSeq and is a predicted model, not a curated record.